Spodoptera frugiperda (fall armyworm) is the source of this 687-nucleotide messenger RNA. RefSeq lists its product as uncharacterized. NCBI's taxonomy places the organism in Eukaryota, Metazoa, Arthropoda, Insecta, Lepidoptera, Noctuidae. The record is from RefSeq and is a predicted model, not a curated record. Bases 124 to 384 code for a protein of 86 amino acids. The transcript has 3 exons.
UGUUAUUAAUCGAAUACAAAGCUUCCAUACGAGUUAUUUUGACGGUCACUGUCGACGUAUAUAAGCUGCGCCUGAGUUGCGAGGCGUCUCACUACGCUGUUGUUACCUGUGUGACAUCACAACAUGAUUUCUUUACGGAUAUCCUUUGUGGUGUGCGCUGUGCUGGCGCUGGCAGCGUUGUCUGCAGCCAAGCCUGAUGAUGGAGAGACCAUCACUACACCUGGCCCUGGAUUGUCGUACGGUGGCAUACCUUACGGCAGUAUGAGCGGCAACGUAGCGGAGUUCUUCAGAAGACAAGCGCCAUCUGGCGGCCGAUCGGCGUACCUCAAUGGACCUUACGGCAACAGCGUUGACUACGCACCUAUUGAACAAUACUUAAGAUAGAUGUCGCUAGUAGUACAUUUAGUAUAAAUAGAAAUAAGUUUUAAAUUCUUAAUUGUCUACGUCAAUAUUUGCCAUAUUUAAAACAAGUUUUGAAUUGUAUUUUUUUUAUUAAUUUAUCGAAAUCAUCCCUUUGGUUUCGAGUGUACAAAACCAUGAAUUGAAUGUCAACAAUCAAUUGACUAAGUCAAAAGCCAUAUUAUGUAAUUUUCUUAGAUUUAGACGAGAUACCCCACUGGUAUGAUAUUGUUUAAGAAAGUAUUAAUAAUAAUAAAAUGCCAUUAAUUUAUUUAAUGAAAUAUAAAA